This is a messenger RNA of Mugil cephalus (flathead mullet), 2917 nucleotides long. It is a transcript of the gene smyd2b, whose product is annotated as SET and MYND domain containing 2b. Gene Ontology annotation, cellular component: nucleus. The transcript has 12 exons. NCBI's taxonomy places the organism in Eukaryota, Metazoa, Chordata, Actinopteri, Mugiliformes, Mugilidae. The record is from RefSeq and is a predicted model, not a curated record. Gene Ontology annotation, molecular function: protein binding. Bases 54 to 1352 code for a protein of 432 amino acids.
CUCCAAGGUCUUGGAGCUCACUCUGAAAGAAGAGAGCCCGAGAGAGAGGCACCAUGACGGGCAGCAUCGAGGGACUUGAGAGGUUCGAGAGUCCGGGAAAAGGGCGAGGUCUGCGGGUUAUCAGACCAUUCAAACUCGGAGAGCUCCUGUUUUCGUGCCCUGCAUACUCUUCAGUGCUGUCGGCAAAAGAGAGGGGCUUCUACUGCGAGUUCUGCUUCUCCAGAAAAAAGGGCUUGGCAAGAUGUGGGAAGUGCAAGAAAGCUUUCUAUUGCAAUGCAAAAUGUCAGAAAGGAGACUGGGCCAUGCACAAGCUGGAGUGUUCGGCAAUGAUUGCAUUUGGAGAGAAAUGGUGUCCAUCAGAUAUGUCCCGCCUGGUGGCCCGGAUCCUUGCCAAGAAGAAAACGCAGAAAGAAAGGUGUAGUUCGGAGAAGAUCUUGCUCAUAGGAGAGAUGCAGUCGCACGUGGAGGAUGAAGACAACGAGAAAAGAGAGAUGACUGAGGCAGACAUCGCGGGGCUGCAUCGGUUUUACUCCAAACAUCUAGAUAUUCCCGAUCACAAAGACCUGCUCACACUGUUCUCCCAGGUCGCCUGUAAUGGUUUCACAGUAGAAGAUGAUGAGCUUUCCCACAUGGGCACUGCAGUCUACCCAGAUGUGGCGCUAAUAAACCACAGCUGUGCUCCCAGCGUCAUAGUCACGUAUAAUGGGACCACGGCUGAGGUGCGGGCGGUGCAGGACAUGAAACCUGGAGAUGAAGUGCUCAUCAGCUACAUAGAUCUCCUCUAUCCAACAGACGACCGCAAUAUGAGGCUGAGAGAGUCCUACUACUUCACCUGCGACUGCCAGGACUGUAAAACCAAGUCCAAAGACAAGGCAAAGCUGAAAGUACGCAAGCGGAGUGACCCCAUCGAACCAGACGUCAUCAGCAACAUGGUGCGCUACGCCAAGAAAACCAUCAGAGAGUUCCGGGCCUCCAAGCACACAAAAAGUGCUAGUGAGUUGUUGGAGAUGUGUGAGCAAAGCCUGGACGAAAUGGGAUCUGUCUUUGACGACUCCAAUGUGUACAUGCUCCACAUGAUGUACCAGGCCAUGGGGGUUUGUAUCUACAUGGAAGACCCACAUGGAGCUAUCAGAUACGGCGAGAAGAUCCUCAGACCGUUCAGCCAGCUGUAUCCACCCUAUUCCUUGAAUGUGUCCUCCAUGUACCUGAAGUUGGGCAGACUCUACAUGGGGAUGGACAAGCACUCGGCGGGUAUCAACGCUCUCAAAAAGGCAAUGGCCAUAAUGGAGGUGGCUCAUGGGAAGGACCACCACUACGUCUCAGAGCUGCGCAAAGAAAUGGCACAAAAAUGAAGAGGACGGAGAGAAGGACGCUGCUAAUCCCUAUGGACUGCAUUCACUUCUUUGAUUAGGAGCUUUUACAGAACAGUGGGCACUUUCUUUUUUUUUGUUUUUAAGUACCAAAGUAAAGACUGUACAUUUUUUUUAUGCAAAUGAUUUAUGAAAUGGAUUUUUUUGUUUCGGCUGAGCGCAGGAUACGUUUGUAACAGGCAUUUAAUGUGCAUUUGUGUGAAAUUCUGACAUUAUGAAAAUGCUUUUUUAAUAACAUUGAGCGUAAGGUGGGAAAUCGUUUUGUAUUAGUUUAUAACUGACACGUCAGCUGGUCCCUGUAAUUCAUCAGAGCUGACUUGUUUACAGUGUGUGCGUGUGUGUGUGUGUGUGCGUGUGUGUGUGCCACAACAUCACUGUCAUCCAAGCGGGACAGCUGCUUUCCCCUUAAAGCUGCGGAAUGUGGACACGUCACUACGAAGUGCACUAAUUUCUAAUGCAGGAGAGGAUCCGAGCCGCAGUCUUAAAGAAAAUAAGGCUUUAUUGCAUAAUAAGCAAGUACAACAGCUUCAUACAUGUCUGGGGAGAGGAAAACAAGAAACUAAACUCGAUGCACUGAAAAUGCAUAUAAAAAAAACAUAUGUACACAUAUUUUGAAAUGUAUUUGUAUUUGUUUGGCCCAAAAAAAAAAAGAAAUGUAAUGGGAAAAAUUAAAUAUGAACAUAAAAUGGAAUGCCGUGUGAGAAAAUACUGAAGAGAAGUGCAACAACACACUUAAAUGUCAAGAGAGCAUAAAGCUUAUACUUAUCUGAGAAUAUAUACAAUGAAAUAUAUAUAUAUAUAAAAAAAGCAUGCAUAGUUUAUUAUGUUGCGGUAUUUUAAGAAGUACCAAGUCAAGAGAAGGAACUACAUAAAAACACUUGUCUUUCUGCUCACAUGCCCCGUUAUUUACAGAGUUACGUUGGACACGAGUGGCUUCGCUUUAAGAUUCAGAUAAACCAUCUUUGAUGAUAGUGUGUGACGAGGGAGCACAGUAACCAGAUUAUUUGAAAUGUCUGUCCACGUUUUGGCAAACAGCGUUGUGUCUCGGUUUAAGUUCGAUAGGUGAAAGUGACACACCAGUCUCCUGUACUGUCAAGUCCUUCAAUAACAGAUUUGAAAGUUGAUCUUGUGAACAAACUAAAACUGCCAAAAACCUGCUCAGGACAAAGAGUACAGGGAUAUUUCAGUAAGGCACAAUGACACAUGACCUACAGUAUUAACUGUAAACGGGCACUUUUUUUUUUUUUGGCUAUGUAUGAAUUAUCUCCAAUUUGGAUGAAGACUUUUUGAAAUGCUUUGGCAGUAAGAAAUGACAAGAUACAUCUGAAGGUGCUGUAGUGAAAGUGAACUACACUGCUUGUGUUUGCAUGGGAAGUAGAGAGCCGAGUAGAAAUGUCUGCACCGAGACAUGCUCAGAGAGAAGGACAAUCAGAGGAAUCCAAGGAACACUUUAAGAGGGAGUUCAAAAAGAUCGACAUGCUUGCCAUCGGCAAAGGUGACCACAGUCUUUUUAGAAAUAAAUUAAAAAAAAACAAAACAAAACAAAA